Molecule: messenger RNA, 1272 nt
Organism: Papaver somniferum (opium poppy)
Lineage: Eukaryota; Viridiplantae; Streptophyta; Magnoliopsida; Ranunculales; Papaveraceae
Product: disease resistance protein RPM1-like
Exons: 1
Coding region: 1-1272 (423 amino acids)
Molecular function (GO): protein binding
Source: RefSeq, a predicted model, not a curated record
AUGCGUGAAUUGGCGUUAACAACAUCGGAGAAACAGAAUUUCUGCACACAUUUGAGUGCUACAGAUUCGAGUCUAGAUGGUAGAGUUCGUCACUUAUCAAUAUAUAAUAGUGACAGAAAUAUUCAGCUAAGCAAGAGUAUAUCAAACUAUCUUCGCUCAUUCUUUUUCUUCGAAACUGAAAUGUUCCCAUUUUCUUCUUUGCAUCAUAAUCUAUCACACUUCAAAUUGCUAAAAGUCUUAGACCUGCAAGGUGUGUCUGUUGAAACCUUGCCUGGUGGAUUGUUUAGCAUAGUCGAUUUACGGUAUUUGAACUUGAGAGACACCAAGUUAAGGGAGAUACCUAAAUCGAUAGGAAGUUUACGAAACCUUCAAACCUUGGAUAUCAGGAAUACCAACGUUCAAAGGAUACCAGAUGAACUAACCAAGCUACCAAGUUUGCGUCAUCUAUACAUGUACCUUUACAAAAAUGAUUGCGCCAAAGAUUUCAAUUUUCUUUGUACGAUGAAGCCUCCUUUAGGAAUAUGGAAUUUACAUAGCUUACAAACUCUAGCAUGCCUUGAAGCAGAUGAACACCUAAUUAAACAAGUUGGCAAUUUAUGCGAACUUAGGAGGUUUCAAGUUACAAAGUUGAGAGCAUGUGACGGGCCAAAAUUAUGUGCCUCUAUUGAGAAGAUGAAUUGCCUUCGCUACUUGGGUGUAACGGCAAUUAACGAGGAAGAAUUACUCCAGUUAGAAGUUUUAUCUCCUCCGACUCCUCUUCAGAAGCUCAUUUUGGUUGGUCAUUUGCAGAGGUUACCUCCCUGGCUCAGCUCACUCAUGAACUUAACACACCUGUAUUUAGGUUGGUCACCACUCGGCCGAGAUGAUGAUAUACUUUCGUUUCUCCAAGUUCUGUCUAAUCUUGUCCUUCUUGAACUCAAGAAGGCAUAUGAAGGAGAGCUACUACAAUUUCAUGCAGGGUUCUUUCCUAAACUCAACAAACUGAACUUAUGUAAACUGACACGACUGAAUAAUGUAAUCAUCAAUGAGGGAGCAUUGCCAUGUAAUAGGUUUUUGCAUCUCAUUCGAUGUGAAGAAUUGAAAGUUUUGCCCGUGGGGAUUGAACAUCUUGCAACACUUGAGAAGUUACAUUUACAAGAAAUGUCAGUGGAAUUUGUUCAAGAGCUGCAGAGUGACAUAAGUGAAGAUCGCAGAAAUAUCCGUCGCAUAUCUACUGUCAAGCAUGUUUUUUUAACAGAACAUAAUUGCGUCGUCGAGACGCUUUUGUACUAA